UCUUGGCCCUUCUGAAGUCAGCUUCAGUUUUGUCGCUUGGCCUCCUGAUGCAGAAUGUCCGCGGAGCCUGCAGGCAUUAAAAGUUUAACUUUGUCACCUUCAGCCUAAACAUGCACGCAGACGUUCUGGUAAAUUCCAUAGUUUUGCUCAGUGUUGUGUUUGUGUCUCAGAGCUUUUUGCAGUCUGCAAGGCAAAUUUCUGGAACUUGCAAGUUAUCACUGGACACAUCAGAGAAGCUCUGUCAAUCUCUGGAUGGUUUGAUCUGCAGUGGCAGAGGACAAUGCGAUUGUGGAAUAUGCAUCUGCCUUGUCAAUGAACCAGGCAAAUUCUAUGGCUCUCUGUGUGAGUGCCAGGAUUGGCUCUGUGAAAGCUACGAUGGGAAGAUUUGUGGAGGUCAUGGGAAAUGCGAUUGUGGGAAAUGCAUCUGUGACCGUGGCUGGUCUGGGAAUGCUUGUCACUAUCCCAAGACUUGCAAAAUUCCCAGGAAGAAGAGCAAUGAUAUGUGUCGCAGUUCAGAGGGUCUGAUAUGCUCUAGGGCAGGCACAUGUCACUGUGGGAGGUGCAUAUGCAACAAUCCUGGGAAUGACAAACUGGUUUAUGGAAAGUUUUGUGAAUGUAACGACCAAGAUUGCAUUGAUGAUGAAACUGGAGAGAUUUGUGGAGGGCAUGGAAAGUGUUACUGUGGUAACUGCUACUGUACGCCUGGUUGGCAUGGCGAUAAAUGUGAAUUCCAGUGUGACAUUACCCAGUUGGAGAGCAAGAGAAAAUGCAUGUCACCAGAAGGCAAGAUCUGCAGCAACCGAGGGAAUUGUAUCUGUGGUGAGUGUACAUGUUAUGACCUGGAUCCCAGUGGCGAAUAUGGUGACAUCCACGGGGCAACAUGCGAAUGUGAUGAGCGGGACUGCCACGCUGUUUAUGACAGAUACUCCGAUAGCUUCUGCUCAGGUGUUGGGCAGUGCAACUGUGGAAGAUGUGACUGCAGGGAAGGAUGGACGGGCAGAAUGUGUGAGCAUCCCGUGUCCUGUCCCAUGUCGGCUGAGAAAAGUCUGCAGAAAUGUCAAGGAAAUUCUAAUUUGCCCUGUUCAGGAAGAGGAAAGUGCCAGUGUGGCCAGUGUUCCUGUUUCCCACCGGGAGAUAGACGUGUCUACGGGAAAACCUGUGAAUGUGAUGACCACCAUUGUGAGGACAGUGAAGGAACUAUUUGUGGUGGCAAUGGCAUCUGUUCAUGUGGUAGAUGUAUCUGCAAUGAUGACUGGUUUGGGAAAUACUGCCAACAUCCGAGGACUUGCAACAUGUCGGAAGAGAGGAGCAGGAGUCUGUGUGAAUCUUUCAGUGGAGUGAUGUGCUCUGGCAAGGGUUCCUGCCACUGUGGGAAGUGUAUGUGUGGUUCUCCCCAGCAAUGGUAUAUCUCGGGUGAAUUCUGCGAAUGUGAUGAUCGAGAAUGUGAUAAGCACGAGGGGGUCAUCUGCACUGGGAAUGGUGUCUGUAAUUGUGGAAUCUGUGACUGCUUUAAUGAAUGGACUGGGAACGCCUGUGAAAUCUGGAUUGGAUUGGAAAGCUUCUGAAGAUUGCACAGUAAUAGAAAGGACUCCUGAACGUGGCUUAUCUUCUGCUGCAUGACUAAGGAUAUUACCAGAAGUAGCCUUCAAAAUGCACUGCACUCACAAAUAAAUGUCUUUACUUGCUAACGUAUCCAUGUUAGUUUUGCUACUUGGCUGCACCAUUGGAAGCAAACAGUUCCAUCGCAAACGCACAAACAUAAAUGUAAAAUAACCUUUAGUGACAAAUGUACUGGGGUUAUUAGCAUGGGCAUCUGAUAUACUGUGAUGCCUUUUAAUGAGACUAGCUUCAGUAACUAAUAAUCUAGAGAUAUGCCAGCAAACUGAUUUUCUUGUAUGCCAAGCAAAUGCUUAGGAAUUGAGAUUACAACUGCAUUAUUUUGGCUGUUAGCAAAUGUGUAGCUCAUUACGAAGAGAUACUGUUGGCAGUAAAUCUGCAAGUGGCCAAGCGUUUUUGACUGAUCUGCAAAUUACUGUUGCAAUAAAUAUGGACUGGCACAGAAGCUGUCUGUUCUGGCAGUCAUUCAGUAAGUGAUUUAAACAACUUUUACAGCUUCCUAGUGUAGCUUAUUCUUAACUGUGCUUUUACAAAGGCGUACAUAUAGUUUCAAUAAAAACAAUGUCACUUUUAA
Messenger RNA from Carcharodon carcharias (great white shark), 2191 nucleotides. RefSeq names its product integrin, beta-like 1 (gene itgbl1). The transcript is spliced from 11 exons. The record is from RefSeq and is a predicted model, not a curated record. NCBI's taxonomy places the organism in Eukaryota, Metazoa, Chordata, Chondrichthyes, Lamniformes, Lamnidae. Gene Ontology annotation, molecular function: integrin binding. Gene Ontology annotation, biological process: cell-matrix adhesion; cell adhesion mediated by integrin; integrin-mediated signaling pathway. The coding region runs from base 111 to 1565 and encodes 484 amino acids. Gene Ontology annotation, cellular component: focal adhesion; cell surface; integrin complex.